Heterostelium album PN500 is the source of this 255-nucleotide messenger RNA. RefSeq lists its product as uncharacterized. The transcript has 3 exons. Lineage: Eukaryota; Evosea; Eumycetozoa; Acytosteliales; Acytosteliaceae. The record is from RefSeq and is a predicted model, not a curated record. Gene Ontology annotation, molecular function: GTPase activity. The coding region runs from base 1 to 255 and encodes 84 amino acids.
AUGGAUUGGUUGAUGGAUGAACUCGAUGAUUUCGAAGAGGAUUAUCUCAUUAUCGAUUGUCCUGGUCAGAUCGAGUUAGUUUGUGCUGUAUUCAUGGUGGAUUCACAAUUCAUUCUCGACAGUUGUAAAUUUAUUAGUGGUUCACUCAUGUGUUUAUCGGCAAUGAUUCGUCUCGAGAUUCCACAUAUCAAUAUCUUUCAAUCUGUGCUUUCGAUAAUUUCAAAUUGUUUAAUUCCAUCUGAUCAUCAACAAUAA